CGUCCGGUCCGGUCCGGCAGUUUGCCUGGAGACGAUGGGCACGUCGCGGCACCCCGCAAGCCUCACAAGCUACGCAAGUCGCAACGAGGCGUCGUGAGUGACGUUCGGACGCACGCCGACUGGCUCCACCUGGCUCUCUGGUCCCGACGCCGACGCCCUGACGGACCCGAAGGACAGGCCAGACACACCGCGGAGCCACGGGCACAGCCGCUCCGGUCCCUCCCAGUCCCUCCGCGAGGGCGGCACCGCGGCCCAGCCACAGCCACCAUGGCCCGCGCCACCGCCGUCCUCCUCGCCGCCGCAUCCUGGCUCGCUUGCGGUGUGCUGGGCGCGGAGCCCGAGUGGCAGAACUGGGAGAGCGACGUUACCGAGUCCAUGGGCAUCGGGCCCUCGUUGACGGGGUACCGGCAAGUCAGCCUGCGCUGCGCCGCCGACCACAUGGAGGUCCACAUCGAGAUGGAGGAGGACUUCGACGGCGUGCUGUACACGAGGGGGGCCUUCUACAGCCAGGAGAAGCCCUGCUUCCUGGACGCUGAGGGUGGCCGCAACUUCACCCUCAGACUUCCCUUCGCCAAGUGCAAGACGCGCAACGACGACAACGUGUACUCCAACACCAUCGUGGUGCAGUACGACGACGAGCUCAUCAUGCCGGGGGACGCCGCCUUCAAGCUGGAGUGCAACUUCCGCAAGCCCAAGGACUUCACCGUUUCGGCAGGGCUGGCCGGAGAGCCCGCCUCGUCCCGAAUAAGUUUGGAAGACGCCGAUCCGGCAGCGCAAGCAAAAUCGAAAGAAGCCAUCGUAACAGCGACCAGUGACUCAAGCAAAGUUAUAUUUACGCCAGACAGCGCCAAAGCUCCUCCAAAAGACGAACUUUGAAUCGCAGCCAAGCCGAAAACAAACAAGAACUUUGUUUGAAAUCAGUUUGCAUUCCCCCGCGGUCUAACAUUAUACGCAGAACUCACGACUGCCUAUAAACUAGGUCAUUAGACUGUACAACACCAAACGCGCAAAACGCAAUUAUCUCAAGUGUCUCACGAUGACAAGUCACGAACUGGUAACGGUCGAGAAUCGAGAAUCAACGCGCAGCACCACAGAAAAAGAGUUAAGGAAACCCAUGAUGAAACAUUUCAUGCGACCGAGUGCUGGAGACAGUAAGAGGUUAGACUGGCUCCACCACCGUAGAGUUUCGGUCAGGAAUAAGAUUUUAUGACAUGAACGAAUAGAAAAAUACCCCUACUUGCCUCUGGUAUGGCCAUGAUGAUGAAAAAACAUCAUAGACUCCCCGGAAGCAUGGUCACAUAGCACCCAUGUUUGCGUAACAAGGUGGUGAAAGGGUGCUGCGCUCUGACGACCUCAAAGGCAUGCAAGUUACCGCCUGGACUGCAAAUAAUCGGAAGGUUCGAAAUGUUGCGAGGCCGUGCUAAUUUGCUGGAGGACUUCGGCAUUGUGUAACCACGUUUAAAUCUUUUCAAUUUGAGACAUUUGUGAUUGUAGAAGUAAAACAGCAGAAAUAAGGCUGAGAGCAAGUUUUAUUCAAUUAUCAGAUUUCAGUUUUUUUUCUUUUAAUUUAAAAUUAAACAAUGGAGUAGCACAAUGUACAUGAUGAUUAACAGUUGAUUUACAGUGUCACACACAGAAAACAAUGUCUUUAAACAAAAGUCUUAAAGGCAACACAUUAAAAAAAAAUAACAACACAAAACAAAAUAUUAUUUGUUCACUACUGACUGUCCAUAUAUUGAACUUCAGAUAACAAAAGUAAAGUUUGGGGAAGAGGUCGUGGUUGAGGUGAUAAAACAGUCAUCAUUUGUCUUUCUGGAUCAACUUUAGUUCUGAAAUUAAAAAUCAAAUGUGAGUUAUUAAUUCAAAAUUAUCUUCCUAAAAUUUACAAUAAUGAAGACUGUGUACUUACACACAAAUGAAUCCAGCUACAUUGCUUUGAAUUACUUCUUCCUCUAAUGAAUUUGCAAAGCUUACUGCCAAAAUGUGAUUGAGAAUGCCCAUGCCUGGAUAUAGAAAAUAAACAUUAUUGCAAAAAAA
Messenger RNA from Thrips palmi, 2037 nucleotides. RefSeq lists its product as uncharacterized. The transcript has 4 exons. NCBI's taxonomy places the organism in Eukaryota, Metazoa, Arthropoda, Insecta, Thysanoptera, Thripidae. Bases 268 to 876 code for a protein of 202 amino acids. The record is from RefSeq and is a predicted model, not a curated record.